AUGUCUGUGUGGGAAACGGAAGAUGAGCUCAGCGGUGCGGCCGUCCAGUCGUUACCAACCCUAUCAGACACUCCCUACCGAACGCCGUCACGGAGCUCGAGGCGAUCGCACCGCUCGGUGACGCCUCCGGCAAUAUCUUCGUCUUCCCCUCCACCCAUGCCUUCGGAGAAGGUCGAGCGAAAUGCCAAGCGGGCUUCGAAAGACAUCACGAGUAAUGAGAACAUCAGUAUUUUCGACCCACGUCGAUUUACGCCGACGCUACAUGCGAACCUCGUUUCUGAAAUCUUGACUUUGCGUCGAGAUCAAGAGGAGAAGCUUAAGUUCAUUGAGAGUCUUGAGUCUUCACUUCACAGUACAAGAGAGGAGCACGAGUCUCUGCAAACGACCGCUCUGAACACAGCGAAGGAAAGCAGAUCUCUUAAGCGUCAAUUGGCGCUACUCGAAGGGGGAACCUCGUCUGCUCUCGGUGAAUUGGCCAAAGAACGUGACGAAGCUGUCGAGGCUUUUACGGAGACUAAAAAACGUCUUGAAACGGCACAAAAGAAAAUUCGGACUCAAGAAGAAGACUCGCAAAGAGUCCAUGACCUAUGGGCCAAAGAAAAGGACGACUGGGAAGAAGAAAAGCGCAAAUACGAGAGGAAAUUGCAUGUCGCAGACACACGAUUGAAAACAAUCCUGGACGAGGUGGCCAGCGCCCAGGCUGCGCAGCUCAAUGGCCCCCACAGUGGUGUUGAAAGUGAGGCGGAGGAUGGUGCGAGGGAAAACGACGGUACCAGCGUCAGGUCGAUGAGUAUGACCAACAGCAUCCGGUUCUCCAUGAUGGCGGGGAAAGUCAAUGGCCACAGUCUUGCGGACGAGCUCAACUUUGACGACACAGAUUAUGAGACGGAUCCGGAUGGCCGCCAGAGUGCCAUGGAUGGUCGUCAAAGUGUCAUGGAUGGCCGCCAGAGUGUCAUGUCGAAUGCUCGACACAUGCGCAACCAGAGUAGGGACAGUAUUAUACUCAAGUCCCCGCCCAAGACCCAUCGCCGCAACCGGAGCAGCGAAAGUCAAAUGCGACCUGGAAGUGUGGCCCGCGGGAGACUGUUUAUGAACCUUAGCGUGCUCGAUAGACUGGAAAAUGGAAUCCGUGAGGACGAUGAAACCCCACCUGCUCCGAAGCCUGAGUACAAGGACACGGGCAUCCAGUUCUCGCCUCCUCCUUCACCCAAGUUGGCACCGACGAAGCCGUGUACACUGGAGCCUGCCAUCAGUGUGGAAAAGCCAGUGGAAACCGACAUCCCGGCCAAGCGCGAAUGGGAAAUCGAAGCAAACCAAAGACGGAAGCGAGUGCAUAUCAACAGGCCAGCGCCUAUUGAGCCGCCGAGCAUGUCUAAGUUGAUGGUGUCGGCUUCAUCCCAGACUUCGGCAGAACCCCUGAGCCCGCCACGAACACCAAAAACGCCGAUUGAUGUUCAUCCAGCUCCACUGCCAGCACCAGCGCCAGCACCAGUCGUCGAGGCGAAGCCUGUCCCUCAAAUGAUGUCCUCGGCCACGCAAACAGAUGCUCCUCCACCGCCACCUCUUAACCCGGCUCCCGCCCCCGUCACACAAUUCAUGCAACCGCCGCUAGCGAUGAUCCCCAGCAUUAGCAUCCAUCCGCCUACCAGCCGACCAGCAACGCCACGAGAACACAGGCUGCCCCAGUAUGUCAAGGACUUUGGUUGCCAGGUGUCGAUACUGGGGCCUGUUUCGGUCAAAUCAAGCGGAAUGCAGACGGACGAAAUCCGCAUCGAUAAGCGACUUGACCGCCUUCCAGCCCACUUGCAUCCUUCGGCUAUCACAUCUCGCCCAAAUUCUCCCAAGCCGCCGGGAACGGUUGAAGACAAGAACUUCACGCCCCUGCCGGGCAACGUACCUCCUCGAAACCCUCGUCGGUUAGCUAGCAAGCGUAGUUUCACCAGCGACUUUGGCUCAUCGCCUCCGGUAUCUCCUGGAUUGGAUGACCAUCGCCCAACUCGCGACGCUUAUCCCGGUAACAAUGACGAUGGGCCCCUGUCGAGCCAUAAGGCACCCAUGAGACGCCCCCAUCGUAUCAGCAGCCUUUUUGCCGGAUUCGAAGCUCAGAGCUCCGACGGAGACGAGUUUGCCGACGCCGACAUGAGUGACUUGGAGUUCCGUACAGCCUUGUCCGCACCGAAACCAAAAGGCUCAUUUGGCCGCCACGGCAAGCGAGUUGCGUCGGGCGCAAGCUCUACUCUCGAACAAGUGCCACUGUCCAGACAGUCGAGAAGCUUGACGAAGUCGACGGAUGUGUUCAGCCUGCCUGAAGGUCGCGAGACGCUCGUUCGCAAGCCAUCAGUGAGGCCAGCUGACAAGCCAGCCUCGUUGAACACGGCUUCCCGGGCAAGUGCCAUGCGGAAAUCGGCCCUGAUUCAGAGUGGUAUCGUGUCUCAUCAGGGGCGUGCCAGGAGCCCAAGCUUCACCGACGUAAAGAAUCCGCCGUUCCCGAUUCCCACCAGAGCAAGCUCACGUCAGCCCCCCAUGAGCGCCAGUGCCCCCAGCGACGGCCAACGGAGUCCAAUCAGAAUGGACGGAAGCUGGCACCGCCGAGGUCACAAAGCCGGCCCGUCGAGGUCCAACAGCAUCCGCAAAACCCGCUCUGCCGUGGCUUUGCCCCGAAACAACAGACACAGGCGACAGGGCAGUCGCUCGUCGCCGCCACCACCGAUGUCACCUUCGGAAGAGGCGCCCGAGAGUCCGGGUCUGCCUCCCCUGCCGAGCAACGACAUCACCACGCCCAGGCGCGACUAUGCGGCACCCCGCUAUCGCGGACACCGGCCUCAACCGUCAACCACAACGGCUGUCACCGAAACGACGAAUGUGGGCUCUGUGGGCAGCUCUCAGCAGGCUUCGGGUGUUGUGGACGCCAUCGCUCAGACUAUGGUGGGAGAGUGGAUGUUUAAGUAUGUGCGAAGGCGGAGGUCAUUUGGCAUGGCCGACACCAAGGGCGAGGAGAACAGCAAUGACCGCCACAAGCGGUGGGUGUGGCUCGCACCAUAUGAGCGUGCCAUUUUGUGGAGCGGCAAGCAGCCAUCUUCUGGGAGUGCCUUGAUGGGCAAGUCUGGCCGAAAACUGACAAUCCAGUCGGUUUUGGAUGUCAAGGACGACAAUCCUGCUCCCAAGGGUGCCAACCAGAUAUUCAACCGGUCCAUCUUGAUCUUGACGCCUCAGCGAGCACUCAAGUUUACCACAGUCAAUGCGGAACGACAUUACUUAUGGCUGACGUCGCUUUCCUUCCUGGCGCACUCGGCCCAGUCCGUACCCGAAAAUAUUGUCGCAGCCCCUCCUCCACAGGCCAAGUUGCGGCCGGUAUUCGACACACCGCCGCCGCCGCCGCCGACCAAGUCGAGGAAGAUGGGCAUUCGUGACUCUAUCAUGCUCAAGAAGAGCAAGAGUCCAGUGCAGCCCCGAGCAGAACCAAUGCCCAACUCGCAACAAUUCGAAUUCGAAGACGCACUUGUUUUCAAGCCAGAGGCUUUUGCUCCUAUGCCAACUCACCAGCGCGAACUCUCGAAGGACGUCGCUGAACCGCCGUUCAUUCCCCGAUAUCAUGAAAGAUCCACGGAACGGGUUCAUGAACGGGCCAAUCAGGUGGUGCUGCAUGGUCGCAAGAGGAGCAAUACGGGCGGCCACAUUCCUCCACCUUUGUCAUUCCGAGGCUUUUCGGGACCGGUGGGUCAUGGUACCUCUUAUCACGCUGCAACAAACAGUGCUACUGGCAACAGUAUUGGCACAGCUGGCUCGUCUGAUAUAUACACCCAAGGGUCUAGCAACGGUAACACCGCGUCGGGUUGGGCUAUAAGCUCAGCAGCAUCCCAACGCACGUCGGAGGCUUCCUCGCGCCCGGGACAAAACUUCUUCGAAGCUAUAGGCACGGUGCGAAUGGAGGCCUUCAUCAGCCCGCUCGCUUUCCCACGCUUUGACGAAUACCCCGACGAGCACGAGGAGAUGCGCUACAGAGUUCGCAGACGAAGCAAGGAGCAGCGUCGCCGCAGAAGUCGCAGUCGACAGCGCGACAGCCACAAUUCCCGUACCACACGCGGAACCGACGAUUGGUAUGGGGGAAACCGGACAGCACCGGAGGAGGAUUACUUUCGAGACGACCCCUUCAAGGGGUUCUAA
Messenger RNA from Pseudomassariella vexata, 4164 nucleotides. RefSeq lists its product as uncharacterized. The record is from RefSeq and is a predicted model, not a curated record. Gene Ontology annotation, biological process: establishment of mitochondrion localization; maintenance of protein location in cell cortex; dynein-driven meiotic oscillatory nuclear movement. Lineage: Eukaryota; Fungi; Ascomycota; Sordariomycetes; Amphisphaeriales; Pseudomassariaceae. Gene Ontology annotation, molecular function: phospholipid binding; tubulin binding. The coding region runs from base 1 to 4164 and encodes 1387 amino acids. Gene Ontology annotation, cellular component: mitochondrion; cell cortex. The transcript has 2 exons.